UCUCACCUACCAGUGUGUUGAAUUCUCAUCCAUCACAAUGAGCAACAAAUUCUUAGGCACCUGGAAACUUGUCUCCAGUGAGAACUUUGAUGAUUACAUGAAAGCUCUGGGUGUGGGAUUAGCCACCAGAAAACUGGGAAAUUUGGCCAAACCAAGAGUGAUCAUCAGCAAAAAAGGGGAUAUUAUAACUGUAAGAACUGAAAGUACCUUUAAAGAUACAGAGAUCUCCUUCAAGCUAGGCCAGGAAUUUGAAGAAACCACAGCUGACAAUAGAAAAACAAAGAGCGUUGUAACUUUGGCAAGAGGCUCGUUGAAUCAAGUACAGAAAUGGGAAGGCAAAGAGACAACAAUAAAGAGAAAGUUGGUGGAUGGAAAAAUGGUAGUGGAAUGUAAGAUGAAGGACGUGGUCUGCACCAGAAUUUAUGAGAAGGUCUGAGAAAGUUGUUUACUCAUUGAAGUGAUAUUUGAUCAUUUGAUGUUGGAAAUCAGCUGUUUCCAUUGGCAAGGCCUGACUACACUGCACUUUGUUUGUUUUCGCUUUUGUCUUAAUAGAUCAGAUAAGCAAAGGCCUAAACUGAGGAUUAAUCUAAAUUUCAGUGUUAUUUAAACAUUUUCAAUUUGUAUGCAUGUCAUUACUGUAUUAAAGAUUAAAGUGUGUAUAUUGGUCAGACCUAAAGCAUGGAUAAUGUCAUUUAAUUAUCUGUGAAGUUCUAACUUAUGUUGUAUUUUAAAUAUUUGAAAUGAUAGUAAAAGGAAGUAAUAGCAUAGUAAAAGGAAGUAAAUAUAUUGAUUGGGGUAGCAAACUCAAAUGCCUUCAGGGACCAGGAGAGUAAUGGGUUUAGAGGGUCAGAAGUGAAGCAAACUAGAAGAAGGAGAUGUUUUACAAUGAGGAGUUCUAGCUUCAGCUAAAAAGGGCAGCCGCUACUCCAGCCAAUUUAAAAACUGAGGGUUAAUUUACAGACAGUGAAAUGAACAGAUAUUAAAGAUAGAGUUGUGACAAAUGCAUGCACCCAUAUAAUUCCCAUCCUGAUCAAGAUAUAGUACAUUUCCCUAAUCCCAGAAUGUUUUCUCACACUCCUUCCCAGUCAAUGUCCUGCCCUGUCCCAGCUCCAACAAAAGCAAGUAGUGAUUUAUUUUCCAUCACUGUAGACUAGUUUUGCCUCUUCUCAAACUUCAUAUAAAUCGGAUCAUACAUUAUGUGUUCUUUUCUGUUUGCCUUUUUAAAGUCAGCAUCAUGUUUUUGAAAUUCAUCCAUAUUGUUGCAUGCAACAUUAAUUUGUUCCUUUUUAUUGCUGAGUAGUAUUCCAUUGCAUGAAUAUAUCACAGUUUACUUAUCCCUUCUCUUAAGAUAAUUGAGUUAUUUCCAGUUUUCGG
This is a messenger RNA of Balaenoptera acutorostrata (minke whale), 1374 nucleotides long. RefSeq names its product myelin P2 protein. Gene Ontology annotation, cellular component: myelin sheath; nucleus; cytosol. Gene Ontology annotation, biological process: fatty acid transport; membrane organization. Bases 38 to 436 code for a protein of 132 amino acids. Gene Ontology annotation, molecular function: fatty acid binding. Lineage: Eukaryota; Metazoa; Chordata; Mammalia; Artiodactyla; Balaenopteridae. The transcript has 4 exons. The record is from RefSeq and is a predicted model, not a curated record.